AUGGGUGCAUCAUCAUCAGAGACGCAAAUCCCACAAGUCGAGCACAACAUCCUUGUGGCAGCCGACCAAGGUCGCCUCGAUAUCGUCACCAAAUUGCUCGAUGGCGGUACAGAUCCCAACACCGCAGACGAGGUCGGAACCACGGCUCUACACAACGCAGCAAAGCGAGGCCAUUGGCACGUUGCACGUCUGCUUCUCGAGAAGCAGGCCUCACCGGGCCUCGAGGAUGGGAAUUACAACACCCCGCUCAAGCUCGCGAUCGAAGCCGGGCAUAAGAAAGUGAUUCAUCUCCUGCUCGAAUGUGACACGAGCCCGCGGACCUCACGGGAGAUCUGUCUCGCUGCUCGAUGUGGGCACGCGAAUAUUGUGCAAGAUCUGCUGGAUCGAGGCGCGCCCUCGCUCGCGCCGGCGAAUCACUCCACCCCGCUACACGUCGCCGCGAUGCAGGGCUUCCCCGACGUGUGCGACGUCUUACUGUCGCACGAUAAGAAGUUGACGCGGACCUUCUGGGAACGCAUGACGGGUCCCAAGUUAGCGGUCGAUACGAAGGGGAGCGUGGGACAUACGCCCUUUUCGUGGGCGGUAACGAACCAGCACCCACGGACGGUGGAAGUGUUUCUGCGACAUUACCCAUCUCUUGUCCGGAGCUAUGACAGGAACAAGAGUCUUUGUUUUCAUCGGGCGAUUGAGUUGAAGAAUGUGGAGAUGGUGCGGGUGUUUCUGGAUCACGGGGCAGAUAUCGAGAUGAGGAGCCAGUAUGGGGAUCGGCCGCUGCAUAGGGCUGUGGCCGCGGGGGAUACGGAGGUGAUUCAGAUGUUACUUGCAAGAGGUGCUGCAGUGGAUGCCAAGAACCAAAGUGGAUUUAUUCCAGAACACCUCACGAAUGAUCCGAAGAUCAGGAUGAUUGUGCGCAACGCGGGGAGUGCGCGUUUGCAAGCCAAAGGGCUGUCCUCGGAAUCAGCGCCAGGGGUUGCUGCUGCUCCACCGCCGCCUGAGUACAAGGCUUGA
Messenger RNA from Penicillium oxalicum, 1008 nucleotides. RefSeq names its product ankyrin repeat domain-containing protein. NCBI's taxonomy places the organism in Eukaryota, Fungi, Ascomycota, Eurotiomycetes, Eurotiales, Aspergillaceae. The record is from RefSeq and is a predicted model, not a curated record. The transcript has a single exon. Gene Ontology annotation, molecular function: protein binding. Bases 1 to 1008 code for a protein of 335 amino acids.